This is a messenger RNA of Xenopus laevis (African clawed frog), 2550 nucleotides long. RefSeq names its product Tax1 binding protein 3 S homeolog (gene tax1bp3.S). Gene Ontology annotation, molecular function: protein kinase binding. Gene Ontology annotation, biological process: establishment or maintenance of epithelial cell apical/basal polarity; receptor clustering; neurotransmitter receptor transport, endosome to postsynaptic membrane. NCBI's taxonomy places the organism in Eukaryota, Metazoa, Chordata, Amphibia, Anura, Pipidae. Gene Ontology annotation, cellular component: postsynaptic membrane; basolateral plasma membrane; cell junction. The record is from RefSeq and is marked provisional.
CGGGUGUUUCCGGAGUGAGGUCGGAGCCAUGUCUUACAUCCCGGGGCAGCCGGUUUCUGCUGUGGUGCAACGGGUCGAAAUCCAUAAAUUGCACCAAGGGGAUAAUCUGAUCCUUGGCUUCAGCAUUGGCGGAGGAAUCGACCAGGACUCGGGACAGAACCCCUUCUCGGAGGACAAGACCGACAAGGGUAUCUAUGUCACACGAGUAACAGAGGGAGGCCCUGCAGAGGUGGCUGGACUUCAGACUGGAGACAAAAUAAUGCAGGUGAAUGGAUGGGACAUGACUAUGGUAACGCACGACCAGGCAAGGAAACGUCUCACCAAGAAGAAUGAAGAAGUCGUCCGGCUGCUGGUGACAAGAAAGUCCUUGCAAGAGGCUGUGAGACAGUCCAUGAGACCCUAAGCAUCACAUUCCCUACAGUCGGAAUCUCUUCUUAGCUACACAGGUGUAUUAAAUGGACACAUUUAAUACACCCUUGUAUUACACACACCAGCAGCACAUUGACAACCUAUUGGUUGCCUGGUCCUUUUUGUACCUCCCAAUCUACUGGUCAUUCCGCAGCAAGAAAAACCAAAAAUAUUCUUAUGUGCCUGGUAUCCAAAAACCUAAACCUGCACCUGACUUAUCUUUGUUGUAGAAAAGCACAAAUCAUUCCAUAGCAAAGAUAAAGCUGGUGUCUGUGUAGCCUAGCAUUAAAAUAAAGAUGAUCCAUACCAAGUGGCCUCCCCAAUGCCAUCUCCAGCUCUUUUUUUUAUUUUUAAUAUCAUUUUCAGGUUUUAAGUUACUGCUAUGGGAGCACCCGCAAUACAGGGAGUGCAUUUUAUACAAUUCAACAAAUUAAUCAAAAGUCUCUGUGUCACUGGCAGAUUUAUUGUCGUAUUGAGAAAAGUCUCUUGUAUUAAGUCAUUGUUGCCUGACCCAAUUAAUCACAAGGACUGUCAUCAGCUAUACUGCCUGAACUGUGUGUCUCUGCCUCUAAUUACAGUAAAAUCUGCUGGAUUACUAAAAUGAUUACACGACCAUAUUUGUACAUGCACUUCACAUAGAGGAUCCCUUUAAACGGGAUAUACCCAUAUAUAUAUAUAUAUAUAUAUAUAUAUAUAUAUAUAUAUAUAUAUAUAUAUAUAUAUAUAUAUAUAUAUAUAUAUAUAUAUAUAUAUAUAUAUAUAUAUAUAUAUAUAUAUAUAUAUAUAUAUAUAUAUAUUCAUGAUGAAAGCUGACGCACACUGGGAUUUAUCAAAAAUAAAACUUAUUUUAUUGGAUCGACGUUUCGGUCCACACACGGACCUUUAUCAAGAUCAUCUUGAUAAAGGUCCGUGUGUGGACCGAAACGUCGAUCCAAUAAAAUAAGUUUUAUUUUUGAUAAAUCCCAGUGUGCGUCAGCUUUCAUCAUGAAUAUAUGGUUUUUUUUCUGACUAGCACCUGGGUUUGUUGCCUCAGUAAGUGUGUGCCACAGCCCUUCUACAUACAUAUAUAUAUAUAUAUAUUUUUUUUUUUCUGAUGACGGUCCCAUGUGGCCCGAAAUGCGUAGCUAUGGAGAUAGUUUUAUUCUAUCCCUGUUGCCAUACUGAGAGAUAGAACUGAGCAAGGAAGUACCAGGAGAUCCUUCAUGCUUCAGUAAAGUAAACUUUUUGUUCCAAGGCAGAAACAGCAGUGGGCACUCUGAUAUUGGCAGUGUAUAAACUGCUGAUACCAUGACAUCUAAGAAAAAAAAAUAUAUAUUAUAGAUUCAUUAGAAAAGUGUUCAGAAGAGCAAUUUUACAUUGUAGGGUAUACGUCUCUAUUAAGGGCUUAAAAAUCUAGUACUGAGGUUUUGGGGUGUGUGGUUAAAGGAGACGCAAACCCAAAAGUUAGAAAAAACCUUACCCUACAUAGACCCCCCCCCCCCGCCCACCAGCCUAAGUGUUACCCCGGACAAAAGCCCCUAAGUCUUUAUUUAACCCUCCGUGCAGAUUCUGUCCAGCGGACUUCACAGCAGCCAUCUUCUUUUCUUCGGUAAUCUUCAGAAUGAGAGCGGCGCAUGCGCAGUAGGAGCAAUUUUCUGUUUAGCGACAACUGCGCAUGCGCCAAAACUCACUAAAAUUGCAAAAUCGCCAGUCUCAUUCUGAAGAUUACCGAAGCGGCUGAAGAUGGCGCCCGUGAACUCCGAUGCCUGAAUCUGCACCGAGGGGUAAGCAAAGAGUUCGGGGCAUUUGCCCGGGGUAACACUUAGGCUGGGGGGGGGUGGAGGGGGGUCUAUGUAGGGUAGGGUUUUUUUAACGUUUGGGUUUGGUUCUCCCUUAAUAGGAAAAACUAUUGAUUGCCCAGGGAAUAUACUGCACAGACAAUCAAAAAAAGUCUACCUGUCCCCUUCUAUCUGCCUCUGUGCAUUCCUACUGCCUGUGCUAAUUUGUGUACAUAUAAAACCACUCCAUUUAGCUGCUUUUAACUGUAUCAUUCCCACUUUUAACCGUACUGUAUGUACUUUGCUUUAUUUUUCUACAUUUAUGACCAAAUGAUAUUCCUUGGCUUGUAAUAAAUAUAAACUGUUAUUGAUCACGGUAAAACAC